Molecule: messenger RNA, 1284 nt
Organism: Sparassis crispa
Lineage: Eukaryota; Fungi; Basidiomycota; Agaricomycetes; Polyporales; Sparassidaceae
Product: Endonuclease III homolog
Exons: 6
Coding region: 1-1284 (427 amino acids)
Biological process (GO): base-excision repair, AP site formation; nucleotide-excision repair; base-excision repair
Cellular component (GO): nucleus
Molecular function (GO): DNA binding; DNA-(apurinic or apyrimidinic site) endonuclease activity; oxidized pyrimidine nucleobase lesion DNA N-glycosylase activity
Source: RefSeq, a predicted model, not a curated record
AUGGACGUGGCGGGCCUGCUCUGCGACCAGCCAGCCACCAUCUUCGGCAAAACAAAUCUGUUGCGCCGAACGGCGAACCGUGCUCCCUCAAUGCCUGCGAUGAAGAGGAGCGCUUCUCCGAGUCUAAUAGCACGUCCAAGUCCAUACCAUACUUCCGUAACACUAUUUGAACCCGCGGCGGACGGUUCCAGCUCAGAAUCUCCUUUGAGGCGGUCCAAACGGUUAAAAGUUCUAGAAAAAUCGGAGACGAGGGAAGUAGAGUUCACUGCCGUUACCAGUAGUCCAAAAAAGCAGUCGACCCGGGUGAAAGCAGAGACAACAAGCUCAAAAGCUAAUAUAGAGGUGGGAACUUGCAGGCCUAGCCCAGUCAAAGCAAAGCGGGUAGCUUCUCCACGCAAGCCAAAGCCUGUUCCACAGUCUUUGGAAGUCCCUCAUCCUGCGCCUGCUCGCUGGCGUGAGACUUAUGACGCGAUUGUGGACAUGCGGUCGCGCAUCGUCGCGCCGGUGGAUACAAUGGGAUGCGGACGCGCGCAGUUGGGGGAGACAGUGCCAAGGAAUCAGCGCUUUGCGACAUUAGUAUCAUUGAUGCUGUCCUCUCAAACGAAGGACGAAGUUACAUCUGCUGCCGUGUCUAAGCUGCGAGAAGCGCUGGGAGGGAGUGUCAAUGUCGACGCUGUCAUAGCAGCUGACGACAGUACCGUAUCUGAAGCUAUCUGCAAAGUUGGCUUUUGGAGGCGGAAAACCCAAUACAUCAAGCAAGCCGCGCAGCGACUUCACGACGACUUCGAGUCGGACGUGCCCAAAACUGUAGAUGAGCUGUGUUCUCUUCCCGGCGUAGGUCCAAAGAUGGCAUUCCUAGCAUUGCAUGUAGCCUGGAAAGUAAACGCGGGUAUCGGUGUUGAUGUACAUGUCCAUCGAAUCACUAACAGGCUGGGAUGGCAUAAGUCACCCACGAAGACGCCUGAAGAGACUCGACUGAAUUUGCAGUCAUGGCUGCCAGCAGAGCUCCGCCCAACCUUCACUGGCCUCCUGGUUGGUUUCGGUCAGAUGAUCUGCCUGCCUAUCGGACCUCGCUGCGACUCAUGUGAGCUCAGCAAUGGGCUUUGUCCAAGUGCGCGGGUUGUUACGAAGUCGAAGAGCAAAAAGACGGUUGCAACUGCAUCUGGCAGCGCCAGGCCUCACAUUGAGAUCAAGCUCGAGGAGGACCAGAAGACAGCUGCGUCUGCUACAAUCUUGCGAGAUUUACCGGACGAUCUAAUCCAAAUGAAAACCGAGUCGGACUGA